AUGGGAUUGAACGAGCUCGCCUUGUCUUUUGUUCUCAACGUCAUCAGCAAGCUUCCACGCAACAUUCGAGAGAGCAUUGUGCCCGACAUGCUCAUCCCACCGAUCGCCAACAACCCAAAUAAGGUGCAACUCGCGAGUCUGGGCCAUGUUUACUUCGAACAUCCCGAUUUAGAACAGUUCGAUGCCUUUGCGGUCGACUUCGGAUUUGCGGUCGUGAAGAAGGAGAAGGGAAAGUCGUUCUAUCGCGGGUACGGCAAGGACCCCUUCAUCUAUGUAGCAUCGCAGUCUGCCGACGACGCGCCACACUUCAAGGGUCCCGCCUUUGUUGCGAAAUCACAGGAGGAGUUCGACAAAGCCAAGGCCCUUCCUGGUGCACAACUUGGUUCACUGGAAGACGCUCCUGGAGGUGGUCAGAUCGUCACCUUUGCACGUGCGGAAGACACCUUCUUCCAUGUUAUCUUCGGGCAGAAGCAACGAGAGAUCGAUCUCUCUUCAACUCCAAGUGCGACACACGAGGAAGUGGGGCCAUGGAACACACCUUUCGAAAAGCCGCGGAAAGGUACUUUUAAGCGGUUCCAUGAAGGCCCAGCUCUCAUCCACAAGUUGGGACACUUUGGCUACGUCCAUCGUCAAUUCGACGAGGAGUUGAAAUGGUACACAGACAACUUCAACUUCGUUCCUUCGGAUAUUCUGCAUCACUGGGACUUCUCAAACAUCGAUGUCAUGACAUUCAUGCACCUUGAUCUGGGCAAAGACUACUCCGACCACCACGUCUUCUUCAUGCAGCGUUCGCCGCCUGAGGUUACCAAGACGUAUCUACACCAUUCGUCUUAUGAGGUUGAGGAUCUCGACACCCAACUAAUUGGGCACCACUGGUUAGCGAAGAAGGGGUGGAAGAGUGUUUGGGGUGUUGGUCGCCAUGUACUUGGCAGCCAGAUCUUUGAUUACUGGCAGGAUCCUAGUGGUUUCAAAAUCGAGCACUACGCAGAUGGAGAUCUCGUCAAUGUCGACACCGAGACGAAGAGAGAUGUUGUCGGUCCAUUAUCAGUCUGGGGACCUGAAUUGCCGAAGGACUUUGGUGAGGACGGAACGUUGUUGUUGGUGUAA
Molecule: messenger RNA, 1107 nt
Organism: Ramularia collo-cygni
Lineage: Eukaryota; Fungi; Ascomycota; Dothideomycetes; Mycosphaerellales; Mycosphaerellaceae
Product: related to 2,3-dihydroxybiphenyl-1,2-dioxygenase
Exons: 2
Coding region: 1-1107 (368 amino acids)
Biological process (GO): L-methylmalonyl-CoA metabolic process
Cellular component (GO): mitochondrion
Molecular function (GO): methylmalonyl-CoA epimerase activity
Source: RefSeq, a predicted model, not a curated record